CCCCCCCCCCCCCCUGACAGCCCCGUUUUCAGGGGAAGGUAAAAUGAGGCAACAUAAAACAGAAGUAACCACCAGCGUUUUGAAGGACAAUAUUUUUCAAACGUUAUUUCAGAGAACACUUAUUAUGGCGUUUUCAGUUGUCUAUUUGAUUGCUGUCAUUGGUCAAGGAAAAUGAUAGUGUGCUGAUGUCAUUAUCUAGAAACCAGAACUGAGCGGUUUGCAGCUUAGAAGUGUAAUCAGUGGGCUUUUGUUUAUAUGUGAUUGUUGUUUAGUUUGUGUGAACAUGUUUCUAGUACUGUUGGCCCUGGCAACCCACCUUCAUUUACAGUUUAUUGGACUCAUUUCAAACAAGACAACACAGGAAGCCUUGAAGUCUCCCCUCCCUGCUUUUGUGUGACCUCACCCUCUUAUUGGACUUACAGCACAGUGUGUGUGUGUGUUUUUAGUAUGUGAGUACAUGUGCCUCGGCGUGCGUGUACUGUAUGUUACCUCCACCGCUGUGUGCUUACUGAAACAGCCAUGUAAACUGGCGGGUCAGUGGCUAUCUCAAGUCCAAGUCUAGCGUGGACACAUACCACAGUCCUUUCCAAAUUGCCUGGCUAUCUGACUAGCCUGGAUUCCUCCCAUCUUUCCACACACUACAACAAGUAAGCCAUCGCUGGAUUGAGGUCCCUAGUGUUCUGCAGAGAGCAGACCACCAGAGAUUUGUGAACCCUGUUUGGUUACAACCAGUACAUACAGUGAGGCUCUUGUUUGUAUGUCUUGUUGAAUCGCUGUACUAAUCUGACAGAGAUAAUAGGAGUCUGUUGAGCGAAGUGAAGCAUGGCCUUGGGAAGUAGGGCUGUAUGGAGGGAUGGUGCCUGGAAGGGUGAAGGCCGAGUCUCAUGACACAUCAACUGAAUGGAUCGGGCCACGUGCUGAUGUUGGCCUGCUGUUUUGGAACACUGGAACUAAACAAAUUUAGUGGAGUUAUAGAUAGAAUGUUCAAAUGCUGCUUGGUUACUGUGGUUUCACAGGAACUCCCCACUAGCUAUUCAGUUUGUCCUUGAAGAGAUUUGUUAUUCCUCCGUAGAGAACUGCAUUUUGGGUGCUCAUCUACCUCUUCUAUGGUCCUGAUCUCGCCAAGCCUUGGUUACGUCAAAGCGGUACGAGUUCUAAAUCCGCUUGAAUACAACGGGCUUUGAAAUAGGUUCAGAUAUAGAUUUGAUGUGCAUGGUGUCAGGGGUGCGUCACCGGCUCCAUGAAGGAGCUGCUGCUGCUGCGGAAUUGCAGGGGUGAGUCAUACUGGACGUUCAGGACUGCUGCUGCUGUUCUUACCUUGUGUUCUCGGGUGGGUGCAGGGAGAACAUGGGGAGCCACAGGUUGUCUUUCUCUCUCGCUCUCUCUCUUUCUCUCUCGCUCUCUCUCUUUCUCUCUCUCUCUCUCUCUCUCUCUCACUGUAUUUCUAGCAGGAAGAAGAGGGUAGAUGUAGGUAGAACCACCGUCGUGGGUAAACAGUCGCUGUCUUUCUUUUUUGCCCGGUCGCAAAUCAAAUCCUAAAUAUUUGACCACACUACAACACUUGGAAAGAUCUCUGAGGAUGGAAAUAAAAAAAAGGUACAGUCUUUUAAAGUGUAAGGUGGUAAUCUUAUAAAACAUCUCUCCUGAUCCUCUCAUCUGCUUAUGGAGCACGAGGCAGGGGGGGGGCUAUGCAAGCAGACGUAUAAGUUGGUCUUUAAGACCCUCGUCACCGGUAGGCUUCAUGGGACACUGCCUCGCUUGUUGUGACUCACAGCCUCCUGCCCCUUCUGGAAGCCCUCACGAGAACUGAUCUGCUGCACCCCUACUCAAGCCUCUGCCCUGCCUUACUGCUCACACAAGUCACAUGUCCUCCCCAUCUCUCCUGUCACUCGACCCAGUGACGUAUAGGGAGCCUACACCGGCAGUCACGUGACUACAGACAGAGACUUUGUGCGAAAGGCCACUGAUGUAUUUCUCCUUUUAACGAAAAUCCGUUUUUGCAUUGUUUAGGUUUUACCGGAUCGAGACAGACAGGUAAUGAAGGGGGGAGAGAGUAAGGAAGACGUGCAGAAAUGUCCCGAGCCGGAAUUGAACCCGGGCUGCUGCAUUUGGGCCUUGGCUUGUACGAUACGCGCCCUACCCGAUGCGCCCCCUAUCGACCAGGAGGAGCUGUUUGUGCAGAAGCUGCGGCAAUGCUGCGUGCUCUUUGACUUCAUCACGGACCCCCUGAGCGACCUCAAGUACAAGGAGGUGAAGCGGGCCGGCCUGAACGAGAUGGUGGAAUACAUCACACACAACCGCGACGUGGUCACCGAGUCCAUCUACCCCGAGGCUGUCAUCAUGUUUUCAGUGAACCUGUUCAGGACCCUGCCCCCGUCCUCCAACCCCACAGGAGCUGAGUUUGACCCGGAGGAGGAUGAGCCCACGCUGGAGGCCGCUUGGCCCCACCUGCAGCUGGUGUAUGAGUUUUUCUUACGGUUCCUGGAGUCGCCUGAUUUCCAGCCUAAUGUCGCCAAAAAAUACAUUGACCAAAAGUUUGUGAUGUCCCUCCUGGAGCUGUUUGACAGUGAAGAUCCCAGGGAGAGGGACUUCCUCAAGACCAUCCUGCAUCGGAUCUACGGCAAGUUCCUGGGCCUCAGGGCCUACAUCCGCAGACAGAUCAACAACAUCUUCUACAGGUUUAUAUAUGAAACGGAGCACCACAACGGAAUCGCAGAGCUCUUAGAAAUCCUAGGAAGCAUCAUCAACGGCUUCGCCCUCCCACUGAAGGAGGAGCACAAGAUGUUCCUGAUCCGCGUGCUGCUGCCCCUCCACAAAGUCAAGUCUCUCAGCGUGUACCACCCGCAGCUGGCCUAUUGUGUGGUGCAGUUCUUGGAAAAGGACAGCAGUCUGACUGAGCCGGUGAUAAUGGGCCUGCUGAAAUUCUGGCCCAAGACCCACAGUCCGAAAGAGGUGAUGUUCCUCAACGAGCUGGAGGAGAUCCUGGACGUCAUCGAGCCCUCUGAGUUUGUCAAGGUCAUGGAGCCGCUCUUCAGACAGCUGGCCAAGUGUGUGUCCAGUCCACACUUCCAGGUGGCAGAGAGGGCGCUGUACUACUGGAAUAACGAGUACAUCAUGAGUCUGAUCAGUGACAACGCAGCCAAGAUCCUCCCCAUCAUGUUCCCUGCUCUCUACAAGAACUCCAAGAGCCACUGGAACAAAACAAUCCAUGGUCUGAUCUACAACGCUUUGAAGCUCUUCAUGGAGAUGAACCAGAAACUGUUUGAUGACUGCACUCAGCAGUACAAGGCAGAAAAACAGAAAGAGAAGUACAAGCUGAAGGAGAGGGAGGAGAUCUGGCACAAGAUCGAGGAGCUGGCCAAGCAGAAUCCCCAGAUGACCAAGGUCUCCUUGCGGCCGGGCCUCCACCCACAGGAAGAGUACAUGAUGUACAAUGAGAGUGCAGGAGGAGUGCCCCUGUACUCUAUGGAAAUGGAGACGCCCACUGCCGAGGACAUUCAGCUGCUGAAGAAGACUGUGGAGACCGAGGCCACACCGGUAUCAGCACACUCACAGGGGAUGAAGGAGAUCAAGAAGGACAAGGCGCUGAUGCGACGGAAGUCCGAGUUGCCGCAGGACGUGUACACUAUAAAAGCCCUGGAGGCGCACAAGAGAGCGGAGGAGUACCUGACGGCCAAUCAGGAAGCCCUCUGACCAGGGAACAGUGGGGGCCCCCUCUGCUAACUCCUCCCCCUCCUCCUCGUCUUUUAUCCAUCCACCAAUCGCCUGCUGUACACCUGACCCGCCCACCUUCUUUUCAACCGCGCCCCUCUUAGCUUCCCACCUCUGCUGGAGAGCCCUGUCGUCAGAACACCCGGUCAUCACAAACUGUAACAUGCCAACAAAUACCCGCCCUACACACACGAGCGUAUAUACAUACACACACACACACACACACACUGUAAUCUGAGGGUACAGUGGGACGAUCAUUAGGUUGCACGCGGACAGCAAUCAGUUCAACACAUAAUUGUGUCGGCCUCUGUGAAGCAUGUUUGUUUCAUUUUAGUUUUGGUCAGUGUUUGGAUUUGUUUCCGAUUUUCCACAUGUUGGUCCACCCUUGUUUCUUGCUGUGCUAAGAGAGUACUGCCCCGACAUACCCCCGACACCCAAUGUGGGGGCAAGG
Messenger RNA from Hypomesus transpacificus, 4162 nucleotides. RefSeq names its product protein phosphatase 2, regulatory subunit B', delta (gene ppp2r5d). The transcript is spliced from 15 exons. Gene Ontology annotation, cellular component: nucleus; protein phosphatase type 2A complex; cytosol. Gene Ontology annotation, molecular function: protein phosphatase activator activity. Gene Ontology annotation, biological process: protein dephosphorylation; signal transduction. Lineage: Eukaryota; Metazoa; Chordata; Actinopteri; Osmeriformes; Osmeridae. The record is from RefSeq and is a predicted model, not a curated record. The coding region runs from base 2038 to 3693 and encodes 551 amino acids.